Molecule: messenger RNA, 480 nt
Organism: Gregarina niphandrodes
Lineage: Eukaryota; Apicomplexa; Conoidasida; Eugregarinorida; Gregarinidae
Exons: 1
Coding region: 1-480 (159 amino acids)
Source: RefSeq, a predicted model, not a curated record
AUGCUGAACGAGUAUGAUGAAGACGAGUUGUAUGCACAGAUAGGAGGGAUACUUAUUACAGAACUUCUUCACUACAUCCUAAACGACAUUUCUCUAGGUAACAUCAACAUAGCGCGUAUCAUCAAGUCCUCUCCUCCCCAAAACUUUGGACAUCUUUUGAAAGAUGUUAUUGAGCAAAUUAUUGCCCAACAAAAAGCGGCCCUUGACAUCCUAGACGUGAAGAAUAUUCCUGAAGGGGUUGAAGGAAAAAUCUCUCAGGAGCUAGGAAGCUUGCUCUUAUCGAAGUUGAAGUUUGUUCCCCCGGAAGAAGAUACCGCUGUUGCAGACGCCUCGGAAGAGCAGAUUCGGUGUUUACUGGAGGAGCAUCUGAAAAAGAUAUUGGAGCGCAGUGUUGAGCAGAAGACAAGAGAAUCGGACGGGCGCACGGUCGAGAAAAUUAAGAGUAUAAAAAAUGCAUACGAAAAACUACCAUUCCAAUGA